AUGCCGGAGUCGCCGUCGUACCUCGCCGCGCACGGUGACUUGGAAGGUGCACGUUCGGCGCUGGCGUGGUUGCGCGGCACGUCAGCGCACGCGACGGCACUUGACGCCGAGAUGGAAACGUUGCCACCGCUCGACGACCCCAAGCUGUCGUCUCUUGACGUCGUCAAGAACCUGUUAAGCUCUGCGCAACGACGGCGCGCGCUGAUCGUAAGCACGUUGGCCGUGGUGGGGCAGGAGGCGUGCGGUGUGUUCGCGCUACUGCAGUUCGCCGAGCGCGUGUUCGUGCUCGCGCGGGACGAAGUGGUCGCUGAUAGCGCUAUUGCGGUUGCCGGCCGAGAAAUGUUGCAUGCCACGAACGUUGCGAGGGCGACCGUGACUAGUGGAGUGAACUCGACCGACUUGUCGAAUAUGACGGACGUCGGUGGACUUUGGACCUUGUCUGAGGCACCUACACAGCAGUCAACACUACCGUCGCCGGCUCGGCACGCCGUCGUGUUGGGCGCCGUGCAGCUCGCCGCUUCCUGUUUCGCACUCUACUUCGUCGAACGGAUAGGACGCAGGCCGCUAAUAAUAAUGACGGGUUUGGCGACGGCUGCCUGCUUGGGCGCAGGCGCGGGCGCGAUCUGGCUGGGUACGGGCGUCCGCGCCGACCUAUGGACGACGCUGGCUCUGGCCGGUGCCGUGGGCUUCGAUUCCGCCGGGCUGCAGCCCGCGCCCUACGCAGUGCUCGCCGACAUGUUCCACUACGAGUGCCCUGCGGGAGGAGAGGGCCGCGGUGUCCUCCAGUGGCGUACGACGGGAGAUCUCGAAAACGCAUUGAAAUCCUCGUUCUCAUACCCGGUUACUUCCCAGAAAAGCGAUCCGCGGUGUUUUGCGCAGUACCGCGGCUGCGCAGUGAUGGUGGCGACCGCGGCCGCGUGCGCCGGCAACGCCGCCGAGGUGCUGGUGUUCCCGCUGGUGGCGGCCGCGGGCGGCGUGCGCGCUGCGCUGGCGCUGUCCGCCGCGCUCACGCUGCUGUACGUGGCCUUCGUCGCGGGGCUCGUGCCCGAGACGCGCGGCCGCUCGCCCGACGAGAUCUACGAAGAGCUCGGGCCUCGCGCGCCUCCGGCCGCUGAACACGCGCGCGGUGUCUCACCGCGGCCCGCCGGAGACGCAUGUGUGGCGACACACACACACUUGACCGAUGAGAUGACCCGUUUGUAA
Molecule: messenger RNA, 1203 nt
Organism: Hyposmocoma kahamanoa
Lineage: Eukaryota; Metazoa; Arthropoda; Insecta; Lepidoptera; Cosmopterigidae
Exons: 5
Coding region: 1-1203 (400 amino acids)
Biological process (GO): transmembrane transport
Cellular component (GO): membrane
Molecular function (GO): transmembrane transporter activity
Source: RefSeq, a predicted model, not a curated record